Hypanus sabinus (Atlantic stingray) is the source of this 2326-nucleotide messenger RNA. Its product is annotated as zinc finger protein 229-like. The record is from RefSeq and is a predicted model, not a curated record. The transcript is spliced from 2 exons. Bases 384 to 1673 code for a protein of 429 amino acids. NCBI's taxonomy places the organism in Eukaryota, Metazoa, Chordata, Chondrichthyes, Myliobatiformes, Dasyatidae.
CAAAGGACCUCCGGAGGAUCGGUAAAGGUUAAAAAUGUAAAGGAAUUUGUCUACGGGAAUCUCAAACACAACUCACCAGUUUUGCUGUCUUUGUCCAGAUAUUUAAGAAGUGCAGCAAGGGUUUCACACGAUCAUCCUUCCUGCUCAGACGGUGGGGAGGGAUUCACUCGAUUGUCCUUCCUGCUCAGACUGUAUGGAGGGAUUCACUCUGUCAUCUAACUGACUGGCACACCCAUCGUUUUACAUGGGAGUUCACCUGCUCAGACAGUGGGAAUGGAUUCACUCGGUCAUUUCAACUGAAGGUACUUCAGCAAGUUCACACUGGGCAGAGGCUGGACAUCUGCUGAACUUGUGGGAAAGGAUUCACUCGGUCAUCUGACCUAAUGGCUCACCAGCGAGUUCACACCAGGGAGUGGCCGUUCACCUGCUCAGACUCUGGGAAGGGAUUCACUCGGUCAUCUGAAGUAAUGGCUCACCAGCGAGUUCACACUGGGGAGAGGCCGUUCAUCUGCUCAGAAUGUGGAAAGGGAUUCAUUUCGCCAUCUAAACUGAAGAUACAUCAGAGAGUUCACACUGGAGAGAGGCCAUUCACCUGCUCAGAUUGUGGGAAGGGAUUCACUCAGUCAUCCUACCUACUGGUACACCAGUCAGUUCACACUGGGGAAAGGGCGUUCACUUGCUCAGAGUGUGGGAAAGGAUUUACUCAAUCAUCCACCCUAAUGGCUCACCAGCGAGUUCAUAGUGGGGAGCGGCUGUUCACCUGCUCGGACUGUGGGAGGGGGUUCACUCGGUCAUAUAAACUGAAGGUACAUCAGCGAGUUCACACUGGAGAGAGGCCAUUCACCUGCUCGGACUGUGGGAAGGGAUUCACUCAGUCAUCUGUACUGAAGUUACAUCAGCGAGUUCACACUGGGGAGCGGCCGUUCACCUGCUCAGACUGUGGGAAGGGAUUCACUUGCUCAUCUCAACUGAAGGUACAUCAGCGAGUUCAUACUGGGGAGAGGCCGUUCAGCUGUUCAGUCUGUGGGAAGGGAUUCACUUUGUCACCUCACCUACUGAGACACCAGUUAGUUCACACUGGGGAGUGGCCAUUCACUUGCUCAGUCUGUGGAAAGGGAUUCACUGAAUCAUCUGUCCUGCAGAGACACCAAUCAGUUCACACUGGCAAGUGGCAGUUCACCUGCUCAGACUGUGGGAAGGGAUUCAAUCGGUCAUCUCACCUGCUGUUACACCAGUCAGCCCAUACAGGGAAAGGGCCGUUCACCUGCUCAGUCUGUGGGAAGGGUUUCAUUUCAUCAUCUCAACUGAAGAUACAUCAGCGAUUUCACACCGGGGAGAGGCCUUUCUCCUGCACAGACUGUGGGAAGGGAUUCACUAUGUCAUCUCAUCUGAAGGUACACCAGCGAGUUCACACUGGGGAGAGGCCAUUCACUUGCUCAGACUGUGGGAAGGGAUUCACUUCGUCAUCUCAACAGAAGGUACAUCAGAGAGUUCACACUGGGGAGAGGCCAUUCACCUGCUCAGACUGUGGGAAGGGAUUCACUUCGUCAUCUCAACUGAAGGUACAUCAGAGAGUUCACACUGGGGAGAGGCCGUUCACCUGCUCAGACUGUGGGAAGGGAUUCACUCGGACAUAUCAACUACAGAGACACCAGCGAGUUCACACUGGGUAGAGGCCAAUUUCAUGCUCAGACUUUGGGAAAAAAUUCUCUCAGCUAAAUCAACCAAUGUAUAUCACUGUUGACACUGGGGAUAUUCCGUUCACCUGCUGUGAAUGUGGGAACCAAUUCACUCAGUGAACUAACCUUAUGUAGCUCUUGCUUUGGCUAGUAGCUUAAUAUAACGGGUGAUAGACCCCAGCCUGGCUAAACUUAAGAAAUAUCAUUUGGAUGGAUGCUGUGUGAUGUGUCCCCUGCUACAAAUCAGAACCCUGAAAUAACAGUAAACAAUAUGUGAUUAAACAAUUGAGCUUUGUAAUUCAUACUUUGACCAGAGGGUUAGUAAAGAAAACAAAUUUAAGAAAAAGAAAAAGGACCCACUCUCUCCAUUUGCAUUUUCUCAUUUCUCCCUGGCAAAAGACCAUGAAAAUCUCUCUUCCAGACUCACAAGAAAGAACAUUUCUGUCAUUGGAUAGCCCCAUAGUCGUAGCCUAAACAUUGCUGCUACUGAGAAACCAUUACCUCAGCUGGGAAACUUUACUGAGAGGUCCUUACAUUAGCAGUGAAACCUUACAGCAUGUAAGACUUGUGACACACUACUGGGUUCACACUGGGGAGAAAGUUUCAAUGAGCUGCAUGCUGGAUAUUUGUCCAUCACCAUUGCUGAA